CACACACACACAGCUCCUUCACAGCACGAGACAAAGCGGACUUUAAAAAGAUUUCUUCUCCUUAUUAUUAUUAUUAUUAUUAUUUUCUCUCCAUCGUUUUCUUACGAACUUUGGCGUUGUUUUAAGCUGGUCUUGGUGAGGAAAGGAUAUUAACUUUUAAGCAUGGGGACUCCGAAAAUGUCCAACCGCAGAGCAUCCCGAAGAGUCCUGAAACCGGUGAUUGAGAAGAAGAGAAGAGAUCGGAUUAAUCAGCGUUUAGAUGAACUGAGAACUCUCCUGCUGGACCAUACACUGGACUCGAGACUACAAAACCCUAAACUGGAAAAAGCAGAGAUUUUGGAGCUCACUGUGGAGUACAUCAGGAAAAAAGCGACAAACACAAAAGAAAAUGCUGCAGAAAUUCACAGAGACCCGGGCGAGUGUGUUCCUGUUGCCCUUGCGCAGACCGCCGGGAGACCCCGUGUGCCCGUCACAGGGCUCCAUGACGGCCCUCACGUCCACGCUCACGCCCCCACCAGCCCGAUCUACACAGCCGGCUUCCAGGAGUGCAUCUCUCGCCUGACCAGCUUCAUCGAGUGUGUGGAUCUGUCGCAGCGGGAGAACUUCAUCCAGUGCCUUCGCCAUCACCUGCAGUCACACACCGGUGUCCUUUCGCAGGUCAGAGGUCACGGGCAGACUCACACGUGGGUCACGGGCGAUGUCCGAGCGGGCGCAGAGCCCUUCUCGUUUGCUAAUGGGCUGUAUCCCAAUUCGUUCGUCCUGCAUCCCCCGUAUCCCUCUCCUCCGUACUCGCUGUCUCCUCCUCCAUCGCCCUGCUACUCCUCCUCCUCUCCGACGUACCUCUCCGUCCCCCGCCACUUCCACUACCCUCCAUCUGUCUCUCCUCUAUCCGACUCCUCCUCCACAUCCUCCUCGUCUUUCACUACCUCCACUAAGGCAGUCUCAGCGAGCUUAGCCCAAGCGACCCAGGCUCCUCCACGACCUCUGACCCCUCACUGUGUCUCGGCCCAGCAGACUCUGAGGCGAGAGCUCUUCCCGAGUCACACACACGCCAUCUGGAGGCCGUGGUGAGGGCAUGCGCGCGCGUGCACACACAUAUAUACACAUACACAGGACUACUCUAAUAAAUACACUACGGCUGUGUCCUAUUUAAAGUCCCUCACUGGGGCCGUGUCUCAUUUCGAUGCCGAGGCUGUAGCGAGACUGCGAGGUGAGAAAGUCGGUUUAUAUCUCAGCUCUGAAAUGGUCUUUUCUUACUGCUGACAUUCCUCUGCCUUCUCUGACUUUAUCUCCAUAUUCCACCUCGUUUCCUCAAUAUUAUAAACAGAUCCUGUAAAUAUAUUUAUUUCUCUGUGUAAUGUACAGCGAUGUAAAUUAAUUUGACAUUUUUUCACCUAAUAAAGCUCUAAUUUUAUUACGUAUUA
Molecule: messenger RNA, 1424 nt
Organism: Ictalurus punctatus (channel catfish)
Lineage: Eukaryota; Metazoa; Chordata; Actinopteri; Siluriformes; Ictaluridae
Gene: her1
Product: hairy-related 1
Exons: 4
Coding region: 163-1071 (302 amino acids)
Biological process (GO): regulation of neurogenesis; anterior/posterior pattern specification; regulation of transcription by RNA polymerase II
Cellular component (GO): nucleus
Molecular function (GO): RNA polymerase II cis-regulatory region sequence-specific DNA binding; protein dimerization activity; DNA-binding transcription factor activity, RNA polymerase II-specific
Source: RefSeq, a predicted model, not a curated record